Messenger RNA from Uranotaenia lowii, 1814 nucleotides. Its product is annotated as cysteine-rich venom protein-like. Bases 832 to 1644 code for a protein of 270 amino acids. Gene Ontology annotation, cellular component: extracellular region. The transcript is spliced from 7 exons. NCBI's taxonomy places the organism in Eukaryota, Metazoa, Arthropoda, Insecta, Diptera, Culicidae. The record is from RefSeq and is a predicted model, not a curated record.
UUCGUUUAAGAGCUAUGAAUCGAGAAUAUAGAAAAAAAAAUACAAACAAUCUGUGGAUGCGAAUCUCUUGUUGGGGUAAACUGGAUGAUGCCGGUAGUAUUUUUGCGAUAUUCAAAUCAGUUCCCGGUGAGACGCGUCUCGGUUUAGGCGGGCUAGUAACUUAGGUCCUGGCCACUCGAAAAAACAGAUCCGGCGGAUAAACUUAAACCGAUAAGUUUUGUUCCAACAUUUGCAGUAAGUGGUAGGAAGUUUUUACGGAAUAAUCGUAUCAGUGUAGUUUUGCGUGGGCGGAUGAAUGAAAAUAUCAUCGAUACUCCUGUGCGAUACGGGUUGUGAUCGGUUCGCUAGUUUUUUUCUUUCUUAAAAUCGCUACUAGUGAGGUGACUACACAAGAGGCUGAUUAAUUUGAAGAUGUUUGUAUGGUCAACCGGCUGCUGAUGCCCAAAACAGUGUGACAAAGCUUGGGUGCAGGUUAUGAUUAAUGGGUCGAAUAAGCUGAAUAUCAAUGGUUUGCCGUCUGGCAGGUGUAACUUAUAGUCCUGUUUGCCGUUUUUGGGGGUUCUUAAACCAUGUGCUGAGAAUGUGUUUGAAUUGAAAACAAAAAUCUAUCUACAGUGUUCUGCAUUGCUCAAGAGAAUUUGUGCUGUACUUUGAGAAUUGUUUGGCUCGAGAACAGGACAUGCUGGAAGAAAGAUGUGGAUUUAACACAAUUUUCGUUCUGAAAAAAAAAACGCUAGUCGAAAGGUUCCCGCGAGGGUCGGAAGAUUAACGCCCGUCCACCCCCACCGGGCGCGACAAUUCUCGUAGAUCAUCCGUUUGUGGCGCAUCAUCAUGGUCAAACUCAGCUGCCUGCUCGUUUUCUUCGCACUUAGUUUAGAUGUUUCGCAUAGUUGGAGAUUUGACAGAUUACCCAGACUGUAUGGAGACAAACUCUCGAUGAAAGUGAUAUCACCGCGGACGCGCAAAGUUCAGCGCCGGAUCAUCGUUCUGCAUGAUUUUUUCCGCACCAAAGUUUCCCCACCGGCUUCCAACAUGCUAAGCAUGAAAUGGCACCACGGAGCAGCCCGAUCGGCGCAGAAGUGGGCGGACCAGUGCCGGUUGCUCACUCACGACAGCCCCAAAGGUCGCUGGAUCGACAACUACGGUGCGUGCGGUCAGAACAUCUUCGUGUCCACCCAUAAGGUUCCCUGGUUGUUUGCAUUGCGAACAUGGUUCCUGGAGAAGCACAACUUCACGUACGGAUCGCCGAAGAACAAUCUGGUGGCGGUUGGGCACUACACGCAGAUGAUUUGGGCGGCCACGCAUAAGGUUGGUUGUGGUUUGACCAAAUGCCCCAGUGGAGGACCCAAGGGAAAGCCAUUCUUCAACUAUGUCUGCAAUUAUUGUCCGAUUGGAAAUCAUGAAGACAAACUCGGAACGCCCUACAGGAGAGGAAAACCUUGCGGAGCAUGUAAACACCACUGCCAUUCGAGUAAAAUAAAACUUUGUACCAACACAUGCAAUUCCGCCGAUCUGUGGGCCAACUGCCGCGAGCUGUACAAAACCUGGCCCGGGUGGCUUUGUAACACGGUUACGCCGGAAGGUUUGGAACGACAACGGAACUGUAUGGCGACCUGCACCUGCCAGGGAAAAGUUCAUGACUGACCCGACGAAGAUUUCUAGGAAGAAAGAAGUGCUGCCAUCAAAGAGUUCAACCAAUUUAGGAAAGUUUCAAGAUCACUCCUAAACUGUUCUAAUCUGCCGCCAAUAUUACUGAGCUGUCGUUUUUUGUAUUUUAGGAAUCAAGUCAUUAUUUGAAAUACGUUAAAGAUAUU